Molecule: messenger RNA, 1335 nt
Organism: Lotus japonicus
Lineage: Eukaryota; Viridiplantae; Streptophyta; Magnoliopsida; Fabales; Fabaceae
Product: probable 2-oxoglutarate-dependent dioxygenase AOP1
Exons: 3
Coding region: 95-1105 (336 amino acids)
Molecular function (GO): dioxygenase activity
Source: RefSeq, a predicted model, not a curated record
UACCAGCAGGAAAUAUUUUGGACAUUUUAUUGAGAGAGCAUAUUGGGGACCAGGAAAGCAAAUAAGCAAUCAAUCAAAUUAUAUUUAAGUACACAUGACUGAGCAGUUUUCACAAUUAGUACAUACAGAUUUUCAAGGAUUGGGAAGAAUCAUGGGUUCACAAACAGAGUCUCAGGUUCCUCUCCCUGUUAUUGAUUUCAGUGAUGAACACCUGAAGCCUGGUACUCACAAAUGGGUGUCUACUUGUCAAGCUGUGAGGAGUGCAAUGGAGGAUCAUGGUGGAUUUCUAGCACUCUAUGAUAAAGUUGAUCCACUGCUUUAUGACUCUGUCUUCUCUGCAAUGAAACGACUCUUUGAUCUUCCAUCAGAAACAAAGGGGCAAAAAACCACUGAUAAGCCUAUCUUCAGCUAUGCUGCUCAAUGCCCCAACAUUCCUUUGUAUGAAUCAAUAGCCAUAGACAACGCAGUGAGUGCUGGAGAUUGUCAAAAGUACACUACUAUUAUGUGGCCACAAGGGAAUGAUCAUUUCAGUGAAAGUGUCAAUUCCUAUGCAAAGAAAGUGGCAGAGCUGGAUUAUAUUGUGAAGAAGAUGGUGUUUGAGAGCUAUGGAGUAGAUAAUCAGAAACAUGAGUCUAUGCAUGCAUCAACUGAUUAUGUGCUCAGAUGCUACAAAUACAGAACCCCGCUGGUGGGUGAAACCAACAUAGGAGUGCUUCCUCACACUGACUCAGGCUUCUUAACAAUAAUAAAUCAGAGGUUGAAUGGCUUAGAAAUCAAACUUCAGGAUGGGAAGUGGUUCCCAGUUGAGGCCUCACCCUCCAUGUUUGCAGUUUUGGCUGGUGAAGCACUCACGGUGUGGAGUAAUGACAGGAUAAGCGCUUGUCUACACCGAGUAUUCAUGAAUGAAAAGGUGGACAGAUACUCCUUGGGGCUACUUUCAUAUGCUGGCAAGUUAAUGGAGCCACAAGAAGAGCUAGUUGAUGAAGAACAUCCUCUUCGUUAUAAACCAUUUGAUCAUUAUGGAUAUCUUCGUUUCUAUGUCUCUGAAGAAGGUGUAAAAGCUUUCAAAAAUGGUACUAGGAUCAAGACAUAUUGUGGCAUUUGAGGUGCACUUAUUGUGAUAUGAAGAAAGUCUAUGAAGGGUGAUCUCUAAGUUAUAUGAAUUCACCAGAAGUUAAAUGUGUGUGUUACUUAUGUCGUGAUAUACAUAUGUUUGUAGAAUAAAAUUAAUCUUGAUUUCUACUGUUUCCAGAGCUAUAUGUGUGAAAGGAGUUUGUCAUUAUGUACGAAGUUAUGAUGAAUGAAUAAAAAUUCACCCAUGGUUUGUUGUUAGAA